GCUGAGAGCCACGCACAGCACCAGGUGGCUUGCGGUGUUAGACGCACACGCAGCGGCCCCGGCUGUAUCGUGGGUCGGCUAUCUUGCGGGGGUGUGGGUGGGCUUGCGUUAGCUAUCCCUCUGUGCUGGGAUUUGGUCACCUAUUUCCCCCUCCCGUGGGCUCGGGUCAGCUGUGCAGCUUGGGAACUCGUCAGCCAUCUCGAGGGAGCUCGGGUCAGGAAUCGAGAGCGGGCCAGCCAUCCCAAUUUGGUCGCCGUGGUUAGUCGAGUCGCGCUCGCGGUCGCCUGCGGUCUACUGUGGGCCCCCACUCUGUAGGGCACUAGGCAGCGCGGGCACGCUGGUGGCCGGCUGUUAUAGCCAGCAUGUGCAUGAGAUGCGUGCUCCUAAAAAGUUACAGCUUUACUUUUUUGAAUUUUUAAAAGUGAGAGUAUCAGUGUGUAAUUCACUAGCUAGCUAAGGUGAAUAGGCUAGGAGAUUUCCCCUGGAUCGGGCGUCCGGGGUCUGGUAGCUGAAGGUCUGGCCGCUUUAGAGGCUGAGGCGAUUGGCAUUUAGAGGCGGAAGCCAGGCCAUCUGCGGCCCAUGUGGUCCACGGAGUCUGGCUUUGAAAGAUUUGCGCUCUUUGCUAGGAAAUUGCUGCAUUUUUGAGGCUAUAAAAUGGCCACAAGAGUCGAGACCUCGGAUCAAAUUCUAGGGCGCUGCGGGUCGUCUCCGUUAAAAAGUUCCACUUUUUGGCGACCCCUACGGAGAGGGGCCCCAAAGAGCUCGAGCCGUCAACUUUUCCGGGCCCGCCUCCAUGAACAACCAGAGAAGCCCCGGAUGACCUGGCAGCCGCCUCGAAGUGCCCACCCCGCCAGCCUCCGGCGCGACCGGAUUGCCAGCCACAAGAGUCGUUCCGUGCAGUCCAGCGGAUACCCCCUAGCCCUCUUAACUAACUAGCAACUCAAGCCAAUAGACAGUAGCUAUUUGUUUUUUAAAAGAUAGAGUUGUAACUUUUUACCAAAACGCCCAUUAUGCUGGUCAUAGCUGUAGCAGUAGUUUUAGUAGCUCACAAAGGAAGCCCCUGCAGAUGUUUGGAGGAAAUUGCUCAAGAUACCGCGGGAGCUGGGCGGGGUGUGCUUCUUGUCAAGGUGUGGCGAGGCGCUCAGGAGGCAGGAUGGUUCAGCAUACCAGCGGGGCUUGGCGAUACGCGUGCGACGGUCACUCGCUCGCUUUGUCUCAAACUAGUUAGCUACCUAGCGUCGCCGGGGCCAUCGAAUGAGAAGCAAGCGGGGCGCCAAGUCGAUGACCUUCAGCAAAGCCCUUCAGCUAGCGCCCCCGCGUAA
Amoebophrya sp. A25 is the source of this 1322-nucleotide messenger RNA. NCBI's taxonomy places the organism in Eukaryota, Dinophyceae, Syndiniales, Amoebophryaceae. The record is from the annotation of a GenBank genome assembly.